Molecule: messenger RNA, 1938 nt
Organism: Xiphias gladius (swordfish)
Lineage: Eukaryota; Metazoa; Chordata; Actinopteri; Istiophoriformes; Xiphiidae
Gene: dhrs11a
Product: dehydrogenase/reductase 11a
Exons: 7
Coding region: 300-1067 (255 amino acids)
Source: RefSeq, a predicted model, not a curated record
AGGCCCGAGGGCUCAAACAGAAAGUGGGAGGUGAUGUGAACCUAACAGUUACACACUCCGAGGCUCUUCGUAUUUCAUCCAGGGGAGCGCAUGGAUCCGGGCUUACGCGCACUGGCCGUCGCCGUUCUGGAUGCUGCACAGACUGAGACAGGGGGCUGUGGCUGCUGCAUCCCUCCAUUUGAAAAUUAUCGCAAAAAUACUGACCGCUGCAACUGUGACAGUUUGAACUAAGCAGGCAAGACGCACAGCACAGGAGCUGUUGUUUCGUGUACCGUGUCGGUGUAGACAGUACGGAGGAGAUGGAGCGGUGGAAAGGCAGAGUGGCCCUGGUGACCGGAGCCUCCGUGGGGAUUGGAGCGGCUACAGCCCGGGCACUAGUCCAGCAAGGCAUGAGGGUUGUCGGCUGUGCCAGGAAUGUCGACAAAAUAGAGAAGCUGGCAGCAGAAUGUCAGAGUGCAGGCUACAGUGGCACACUUAUCCCUUACAAGUGUGACCUGUCCAAUGAGGAGGAGAUCCUGUCCAUGUUUUCAGCAAUCAAGACGCAGCACAAGGGCGUGGACGUAUGCAUCAACAAUGCUGGACUGGCCCACAAUGAGCCCUUGCUCAGCGGACGGACAGAGGGCUGGAGGAACAUGAUUGAUGUGAAUGUCUUAGCCUUGUCUAUCUGCACCCGUGAGGCAUACAAAUCAAUGAAGGAGAGGAAUGUGGAUGAUGGCCACAUCAUCAAUAUUAACAGUAUGGGUGGGCACCGAAUGGUGCCAAGUGCUGAUGAGCAUUUCUACUGUGCCACUAAAUACGCUGUGACUGCUCUAACUGAGGGGAUACGCCAAGAGCUUCGAGAAGCAAAUACCCACAUUAGAGCCACAUGUAUAUCCCCUGGAAUAGUGGAGACUGAGUUUGCCUUCCGGCACCAUAACAGUGAUCCAGAGAAAGCAGCUGCAGUGUAUGAGAGUAUGAAAUGUUUGAAAGCAGAAGACAUAGCCAGUGCAGUCACGUUUGUCCUCAGUGCCCCUCCUCACGUCCAGAUUGGAGAUGUGCAGAUGAGGCCAGUAGAGCAGGUGUCAUAGCAGUUAAACAGGAAGCUGAAGGAGGAGCAGAAAGAUGGCAGCCAUGGUGACUCCUUAGCGACCUCUGCUGGGCAAGGGAAGGGGGGGUAAAAUAAAUCAACUACAGCUGUUUUGGAUCUGCAGAGAUGUGGUCAAGGAGUGAUGGAGCCUCAAGGAGGCUGUGCAAGGAAAUGAAGGGUGUGGACUUGGUAAACCACUACAAUAAUACUACUGAAUGCGGCAACCUGGUAUGUGUGAAUUAUUGAGCCCAGUCCUGAACUGGGCUGACUCCAGACUACAGUAGGAACAAAUGACAAAGGAGAGUUGCUGCUCUGCUGUGCGGUCAUCUGCACGACCAUCACUUCAGAGGGAUGAGUAUGCCAUUGAUUGCACAUGUUUUUUUGUUUUGUUUUUGUAGGUCAUAUGACAUAUCGUUUUGGAAUUAAAUAGAGUAAUUGCUGUUUAUAAUUUUUUUAUGAAUAUUUUAACUUCUGAUCAUAGAUAGAUGUGGUCUCAUUCACUAACCAUAGAAAAUACUAUCUCAUACUCGCUGUAACUAACCGGCAACAGUGUGUCCAUCCUGCCACCUGUACUCACCAUCUUCAUUGGGUUACCCUUGUUUGGAUCUAUCCGGUUUUCAGCCCCAUAUAAGGAAUCAGGAAAAGAAUAAAACAGAGAUUCCAUUGUCUGUUAAGCACAGGGGUUUCUCUAAUUUGCCUGUGUAAUUUCAGUUCUUCUGCACUUUUGAUUAAUUUGUGGGGAGUUAUCAGAAGGAAACACUGGCAACUUACAUAUGGGAGGAAACUAACUCAGUGCACAUGUAUACCCUAGAAAUGUGUACCUUUCAGUGGAAAUUUCUCAUUAAAUGACUAAAUAAAAACUUCUGCCCAGA